AAUGUGGAUAAAAACUCAAUUUCCGGUGUGGCGUCACAGGCCCAUCCUUGUUUCCGUGAGCGCGGAAUUUUGAAAACAACAGCGAACAGCUGCCGAAAGCUUUGGUCGAGGAUCGUCCGAAAAUUGCCACGAUCAUCAUGAACUGCAUUACAGAUGCAAACAUUGGGAAUUGGUUUAGUAGCACAAUGGAAGACAUUCGCAACAAAAUGCUUUUUCAGGGAACGGCCGAGAUGACUGAGACCGGCAUGGAUUGGGUUCAAACCCACCGAAAGACCGUCAGAUCUGUUCUCGAUACGUGUUCAAAGAAAUCCAAGGAUGAUGAAAUAAUAUUUGAAACGAUAGACUCAUAUAAAACAGACUUGGAAAAUAAAAAUGCCUCAUUGGUGGAGAAGAGAAAUGCCAUUGCGAAGAGACUGUCUGAAGUGGAAGGGAAGAACGAACAGAAAAGCAAGAUCAUUGAAAAGAUUGAGAUGAUCCGAGUGGAACAAGCCAAGAAAAAAGAAUUGAUUGUGUCCCAAAACAAAGCCAACAAGGACAGACUGAAAAAUCUCAAUAAAGCCAAGCAGGUGUUUCAGGGUCGGCUGGGAUUGGAAAUUAGAAAAAUUCACGGAGAGAAAUUGCAGUUUAUCUUCCGAGACAUCAACCAAAAAGACUCGGAAUGUGUAUACACCUUCAUGCUGAGGAUCAGCGAAGGAGGAUUAUACCAGAUUGUGUCUAGUGACCCACCACUGGACUGCAUGGCUCACUUGGAGCAGAGACUCCAGGAGACCAACAACUUCUCUGCCUUCCUUGCAAAUGUCCGGAGAGAAUUUCUCGCUCUAAAACCUGAAUAGUAAAAAAAAAAAAUAUUUUAACAUAUUUUAGUCACAUCCUGUGUGUUUUUGUCUCCAACAUUGUUUGUAAUAUUAAUGUUUUUAUUAUAUGAUGUCCGUUUUAAAAGGCUAGGUUGCAAUUUUCACGUUGGUGGGGUUCUUCAGUGGCCCAAAGAUUUGAUCAGGCAUUUUGGAAUUGGUUUAAUUAAAUAAACGCUUUUUGUACACACACCCCCCCACA
Molecule: messenger RNA, 1053 nt
Organism: Oncorhynchus kisutch (coho salmon)
Lineage: Eukaryota; Metazoa; Chordata; Actinopteri; Salmoniformes; Salmonidae
Gene: spc25
Product: SPC25 component of NDC80 kinetochore complex
Exons: 7
Coding region: 138-833 (231 amino acids)
Biological process (GO): chromosome segregation
Cellular component (GO): Ndc80 complex
Source: RefSeq, a predicted model, not a curated record